Molecule: messenger RNA, 1128 nt
Organism: Moneuplotes crassus
Lineage: Eukaryota; Ciliophora; Spirotrichea; Euplotida; Euplotidae
Source: the annotation of a GenBank genome assembly
UUAUUAUUAAAAAUGAAAGUGAAGACCUCUGCUACUGUCAGAACUGGCCAACAACUUAGAGUUCAAAGUAUUGAGAAUGAACUCAACCAAGCCUUUAGAGGAAACACGUAUAAAAUGUCUACUGUUUCCAAAAAAAGGAGCGACAAGAGAAGAACAAAGACUCUGGAUGAGGAGUGACUAGGUGCCUGAACUAUCAAGUCAACCAUAAAAAUUCCAGAGGUAGCAAUGAAGUCUGCUCAUACUAAGAAUCCAUUGAAUCGCAAAUCCCAAAAGGAGAGGUCUUCAAAGGUAAGAAGGAGGAAAACUGCAGAUGAGAUAAAUCUGCUAGAGAAAGCUUUUUCAAAGGAUCCUGAAUGGAACCAGGAAACAGUGGAUUUCAUCAAAGACAAUUCUAAUUUGGAAUAUGUCCAGAUCUAUAAAUGGGGUUGGGAUCAAAAGAAGAAGGUUAAGAAAAAUCCAAACCUUAAAAGGGUCCCAACCAUCGAUGAAUUUGGAGGAUACUGCAAGUAUGACAACUCAGAUGCUCACUUACUUGCUUUAUGAGAUGAAGAUCUGAACCAUAAAAUUGCACUAUUAGACCAGGAAUGUGAAAGGGAGUGUGGCCCACUACCAGAUUAUAAUCCGAGAGAGAAUGUGAUGAAACGUAGAAAGACAGUUGAAGUAGAGAAUAUUGAUAAAAACAUUCAAGAUAACGAAAUCCACGAAUCUCAAAAAGAAGAGACUGAGGGUUUCUUUGCUCCUCAAAAGAAGAUGAAAAGAGAUAGAUACUGUUCUGAUUUGACUAAUGUUACCAGAUCUCCCGCUGUUCCCCAUUUAUUAAAAGAAUCAAACCCAUCAUGGGGCUUCAAGGAAGAUAUUUCAAAUGAAAAAGUAGAGUUUUGCUUCGAUUCAGGAGAUAUGAUAGACAACGACAACUCGUUUGGUUUUAUAUACAAUUCAGAAACAGAAGGGAUGUUCAAUCCAGAUAGACAUUUCAAAAGCAUAGACGAUAACUACUUUGGAUGCGGUCAAUUCAACUAUUAAUACAGUAAACUAUUUUAGAAUGAAGAAUGAGUUAUUCCAAGAAUUGUGAUAGCUCAUUCUCAAUUCUUGAUAAAUUCAUCUUUCAUUUGAGAAUAAAAUUACUUC